This is a messenger RNA of Canis lupus familiaris (dog), 714 nucleotides long. Its product is annotated as basic proline-rich protein-like. NCBI's taxonomy places the organism in Eukaryota, Metazoa, Chordata, Mammalia, Carnivora, Canidae. The transcript has a single exon. The record is from RefSeq and is a predicted model, not a curated record. Bases 1 to 714 code for a protein of 237 amino acids.
AUGAUACAGGAUCGUCUUUUCUGCCACGGAAACGGGGAUCCCCUUAGUAAGGGAUCCCCUCGGAAGGGGAUCCCUCUUUAUUCUUCCCUUCGGCCCCUAAAAGCCCGGCUCAGACGUCUCCGCGUCAGCUCCAUCAACCCCCAUCCCUCGAGUGGGAGACUCCCGGGGCUCGGCGGCCCGAGCCAAGCACACCGCGCUCCAGCCAGGCCCUCCCCUGCUCGCCACGCUCGAGGGAGCGCGCACCCCGCACCGAGGGAGGCACCGAGACCCCCGGAAGCCCCUCUACCUUCCUCUCGCCGCUGCCAGGACGGCCCAGUCCCCACAGACGGAGGGUCCCACCCGCCCAGGGAACCCCCUCGCCCACCCUCCGCACCGGGCAGCCCCCGCCCCCACCCCACCCGAGGAGGUGGAGCCCCUCCCGGGGAUUCCUUCCGAGUCCCCCACAGGAGGCGUCUCCACCAGCCGGGCGGCUCCUCCGCCUCCUCGCAGCCGCCGCCGCCGCCGCCGCCGCCGCCGCCGCCGCCGCGAGCCUCCUCGGCCGCUCCCGCCCCCGCCAGCCCGGCCCGGCCUUCAGCCGACCCGCCAGCCCCCUUCCCCUCCCGGCCCGCAGAGCAGCGAGCCCCCCGCCCCAGGCUGGGUCCCAGCAGGAAAGACGCCGGAGUCAGCUCCUCGCCCGGGGCGACGCUCCGGGCUGCCCCGCAGCCUGUUCCCUGA